CGAUGAGUAGCAUCGGCAGCGGAGCCUUGGACAGAAUCCUAUCGCGGGUUCGCGCCCUCACCAAUGCCAGGCGAACAGGAAGAAAGGAAAAGGCAGCGGCAGCGUCGGUAGUAGCGCUGGUGUACCUGGCGGUGGUCUUUCGGCAGGGAAAGCUCGUGUGCCGACGCUCUGGGCACAACGUACGCGUGCUGCGAGCUUUGGCAGGGGUAGUCGACCGGCCGUACUACCCGUCGUGGCUCACGCCCAACGCGCACGUGAACUGCCUGCUGGGGUACGCCAAGAGAGGCAUCACCGUCAAGUACCUCGGCGAGGAGGGGCGGAACGGCUUGCGUCCUCUGGCUGGGGCCGUGUCCGUGUCCAACCCCUGGAACUUCGAGGACAACACAAUGGCGGGCGGUCGGGCGAAGGGGCUCGUCGCCGCCGUGAUGGGAAAGGUGUACUCCUUGGCCCUGGCCACCGGUGUAAAGAUUAGAGGGUCCGGAAUACAUUAG
Messenger RNA from Ectocarpus sp. CCAP 1310/34, 491 nucleotides. Lineage: Eukaryota; Phaeophyceae; Ectocarpales; Ectocarpaceae. The record is from the annotation of a GenBank genome assembly.